Molecule: messenger RNA, 3551 nt
Organism: Galeopterus variegatus (Sunda flying lemur)
Lineage: Eukaryota; Metazoa; Chordata; Mammalia; Dermoptera; Cynocephalidae
Gene: NR2F1
Product: nuclear receptor subfamily 2, group F, member 1
Exons: 2
Coding region: 1934-2779 (281 amino acids)
Biological process (GO): anatomical structure development; cell differentiation; positive regulation of transcription by RNA polymerase II
Molecular function (GO): nuclear receptor activity; RNA polymerase II cis-regulatory region sequence-specific DNA binding
Source: RefSeq, a predicted model, not a curated record
UCAUAUCCUUUCUUUAAAAUGGGGGAGGGUUGGGGGCUGGAGUACCCUGAACCAUAGAUUCACUGCUGCCAUCCUCCUUUUGGAAGCUUAGCUUAGAAAAAGAGGAGUGAGAUUUAUUGCACUUGUAGGUCUAAUUAGGGGGAAGGGGGGGCUUCUGGCCCGCUCACUGGUUCCCUCUCCUCUUCACGGAGCUGGGGCCGCCUCCUCCAGAGCUGUGGCCUUGUUUUCACCCCUCUACUUUGAAAGGAAAGUUUGUGACUGAACCGUGCUUUCAUAGUUGUGUCAUUUUUUUAAAAGCAUGAUACUCAUUUUAUUUCUUCAUCAAACUCCACCCUCUGCUUAAAUACUGCAUACAAAUUACAAUUUACAACGGCAUUUACCGAUCCCUCUGAUUUGGCCAUAAUGCACAGAAUGCAGCUGGCAUGAGCUUCCACAUCAUUUAAUCCCUGUGUUGUAUGGGUUUGCUUUUUUUUUUUUUUUAACACAACUUUUGAUGUUGUAUUUGGAUAUGCUUCAUGUUCAUGUGGCAAGAGAUGCAGCACUUUUCUUAUAAAUAUAUUUAGUCGUUUACAGUUAAAGUUUAUCUCCUGACAAUCAUUAAAGUUGUCUUAUAGUCACAUUAGCAAGCCAGUCAAUUUUGCAGAAUGCAGAUUACUCCUUCUUGUAAUUGACUUUAAAAUUAUAUUUUGUAUGCCACAAGAAAAGAAAUUGAAUUCCUUCAGAUCUCAAGGAGCAGACAAAUAUGACGACUUCAUUUCUAGCUCCAGGGAGAUUUUGUAGGCAUCUGGGGGGAAAAAAAACAACUUUGAAUUGUGAUUGUGCUCUCACUUAAUUGAAAAAUAACUGCCAAGUUCAAAACUAUAAUUAGAAAAAAGUAUUCUAGCCAUUAUGUUUCAAGAGUUUAAAUUGUACUGGAACUUGCAUUAAAAUUAGAAUCAAAGCAAAGUUAAGAAAAUAGUACACAAUCUGAAAUAAGACAGCUACGUGUACAUGGGCAUAUCUAGAUUAAUUUGAGAGUUCAGUAGCCCUAACUUUUCCUAAAGUUGUCUUUGUUUACAUGGCAAUUUAAAACGCUGGCACUGUUGAAGUAAAACAUACACAUUUAAAAAAAAAAAACUUUGGUCAGCUUUAAGAACUCAAAGCAUGCUUACGUUUUGCAUUCAGAUGGUUAAUGAAUCCAGUGUUUUUGCAGUUGCAAGCUCGUGCAUUCACUGGGCAAAAGCUGGCUGCAGGUUGCAGUGGCACCGCGCAGGACAGACACUAAUUAUAUUUCCCACUUUUUUCAAUAAUGUUUGGCUACUGUAAGUUCACCUUUUUUUCUUGAAAUUUUUCAAUUUUCUGUUGCUUUUAAUAGUGAGAACUUUAUAUGGGGCGAUGGGGAGGAGGGGAGAAGGAAGGGGUGCAGGAUACUUGUUCUCUACUCAAAAGUUGUAAGUGAUUAGUAGGAUUUGUAACUCGUAUCUAUUUUAAGAAUAAUUCUAUAGCAUUUUUAGAGAAUAUGGAAAUAUUUUAUGAGCAAAACGCUGCUUGCUUGUAAAUGAAGAGGCCUCUAGACAUUUGCCAAGAAACACAACCUUUCUCCGGUCCCCCCCCCCCUUUUUUUUAACCCUAAUUUGCUUCCUUCUGGAGGUCUGACUGGGGUUACAUUUAUCUGUGUGUUCCUCCUUAGUGGCCGAGGGGUUGGGUGGCACUUUCUCGGCCAUGCCGGAUUGGGGACCCUGAAGUCAGGCCUAGUUCCGGCGGGGCAGAAUGGCAAGGGGCGCAGGCAAUGGCUGGACACUUGGAGCCGCGGAGCUGGAGGGCCUCACCCUAGAUAUCCUCGCGGUGUGGGCUGUGAGUGAGAGCGAGCGGGAGAAGAUGCGCAGGGCUGCAGGCAGAGCUUCUGCAUUGUGUCGGGUGCGCUGCGGCGCGGCGAUGUUCGCAAGCCCCCUGGAUGCACAUUGCCUCUUUUCUCUCUUUCUUUUUGUCAGCGGUUCAGCGAGGAAGAAUGCCUCCAACCCAGCCCAAUCCAGGCCAGUACGCACUCACCAACGGGGACCCCCUCAACGGCCACUGCUCCCUGUCCGGCUACAUCUCGCUGCUGCUGCGCGCGGAGCCCUACCCCACGUCGCGCUACGGCAGCCAGUGCAUGCAGCCCAACAACAUCAUGGGCAUCGAGAACAUCUGCGAGCUGGCCGCGCGCCUGCUCUUCAGCGCCGUCGAGUGGGCCCGCAACAUCCCCUUCUUCCCGGAUCUGCAGAUCACCGACCAGGUGUCCCUGCUACGCCUCACCUGGAGCGAGCUGUUCGUGCUCAACGCGGCCCAGUGCUCCAUGCCGCUGCACGUGGCGCCGCUGCUGGCCGCCGCCGGCCUGCACGCCUCGCCCAUGUCCGCCGACCGCGUCGUGGCCUUCAUGGACCACAUCCGCAUCUUCCAGGAGCAGGUGGAGAAGCUCAAGGCGCUGCACGUCGACUCGGCCGAGUACAGCUGCCUCAAAGCCAUCGUGCUGUUCACGUCAGACGCCUGUGGCCUGUCGGAUGCCGCCCACAUCGAGAGCCUGCAGGAGAAGUCGCAGUGCGCGCUGGAGGAGUACGUGAGGAGCCAGUACCCCAACCAGCCCAGCCGCUUCGGCAAACUGCUGCUGCGACUGCCCUCACUGCGCACGGUGUCCUCCUCGGUCAUCGAGCAGCUCUUCUUCGUCCGUUUGGUAGGUAAAACCCCUAUCGAAACUCUCAUCCGCGAUAUGUUACUGUCUGGGAGCAGCUUCAACUGGCCUUACAUGUCCAUCCAGUGCUCCUAGACCUUGGGCGCUUCCCGCCUGGCCCCUGCCUCCCUAGAGACUUAGAGGACCCGCCCCGGGCCAAGGACUCCAAAGCCUCGGGGACACCAGGGCGGCUGACUCCGGGUGCGGCGGGCCAGGCAGGCCGGGCGGGGGGAGGAGGGCUGGGAUAGGAGCAGCCCACCCUGCAGAAAUGCAACCCGAGCUGCAAACCAGGAAAAAGAGACUCGUUUAGGAUCAGAUCUGUGAGCACUUGGAAAGGAAAGAAAAAGGACCCUGUGUCUGGUGAGAAAAAGAAAAAAAUUUUUUGGAAGAGAGGACCAUGAGAAUUUUAAUAAAACAGAAGGAAACUAAAGGACCUUCCAGGAUUUAUUGCGGACGGAUGUGGAUAUAUUCUGUACAGAAAACAACACAUAUGGAAGUGGACUGAAUCCUAUGUAGAAACACACACACACACCGAACAUUGUUAUUCAUUUUGUAAAAUACUAGUCUUUAUUUUCAUUUUUUUGUAAAAUUUAAACAUCGUAUGCGCAUAAAGAAAAAAGAAAACAAGAAUUAGGGGAAAAUAACAUUUUCCAAAUAAUUAUUAAAAAAUAUUGUCCUGUGUCUAUGUAUCUAUAUCUGUUUUGUAUUUUUUUCUGGUUCCAAACCAGAUUUCCUGUGAUUCUAUACUAAUAAUUUUUGAUAUAACCCUUUGCUUCUUAUAAUGAGUGCGAUAUAUGUUGUCGAGGCUGUUCUUCAAGAAUUAAAAUUGAGGUGAAAAUUUAAACAAAAAUAAAAGAAUUUAGCAAAA